AUGGAGCUCAGGGCUGUGGUCACCACGCUGGAAAGCGGGGAGCAGGACACGGUUCUCAAGGUGCUCCAGGUCUACAACCAGGAGAAGUCUCAGUGCUUCACCUUCGAGGAUGAGGAGCGGGAGGAGAGGAAGAAAAUGGCCCAGCUGCUGAUCAAGUUCCUGGAGAGGGAGCUGCAGCCGUCCUGCCAGGUCACCUGCCUGGAGAGCAUCCGCAUCCUGUCCCGGGACAAGCACUGCCUCGGCCCUUUCACCACCGAGGAAGGCCUCAAGACCCUCUCCAGGCACGCCGGCAUCGACUACUCAGAGGAGCUCAUCCGGGAGGUCCCGGACUUGGACGUGAUCCUGGAAUCCCUGAAAUGCCUGUGCAACAUCGUGUUCAGCAGCCCGCGGGCGCAGGAGCUGACGGCCGAGGCCCGGCUGGUGGUGGGGCUGGCGCGGCGCAUCAAGCUCUACAACGAGCGGAGCCUCCCUCACGACGUCAAGUUCUUCGACCUGCGCCUGCUGUUCCUGCUGACGGCCCUGAGGGUGGACGUCCGGCAGCAGCUCGCCCAGGAGCUGCGGGGCGUCAGCCUGAUGGCAGACACCCUGGAGCUGACGCUCGGCGUGAAGUGGUUGGACCCCUACGAAGUGGCCGCCGAGGAGGGACUCCUCCCGCCUUUGCCUCGGCAGGAGACGGAGCGAGCCAUGGAGAUCCUCAAAGUGCUCUUCAACAUCACCUUUGAUUCCAGCAAGAGGGAAGUGGACGAGGAAGAUGCUGCUCUGUACCGGCACUUGGGUGCCCUCCUGCGCCACUGCCUCAUGAUCUCGGCCGACGGCGAGGACCGGACCGAGGAGUUCCACAGCCACACAGUCAACCUGCUGGGCAACCUGCCCCUCAAGUGUCUGGAUGUGCUCCUGACCCCCAAAGUGCGGCCGGGCUCGCUGGAGUACAUGGGUGUCAACAUGGAUGCAGUCAGCAUCCUCCUGGAUUUCCUGGAGCGCCGCCUGGACAGGGGCCACAAGCUGAAGGAGAGCCUGACCCCUGUGCUGAACCUGCUGACGGAGAGUGCCCGUGUCCACCGCCAGACCAGGAAGUUCCUGAAGGCCAGGGUGCUGCCGCCGCUGCGGGACGUGCGGAACCGGCCGGAGGUGGGGAAUUCCCUGCGGAACAAGCUGGUGAGGCUCAUGACCCACAUCGACACCGACGUCAAGCACUGCGCCGCCGAGUUCCUCUUUGUGCUCUGCAAGGAGAGUGUGUCCCGGUUUGUGAAGUACACGGGAUAUGGGAAUGCUGCAGGGCUGCUGGCGGCGCGGGGCCUCAUGGCCGGCGGCCGGGAAGAGGGGGAGUACUCGGAGGAUGAAGACACGGACACGGAGGAGUACAAAGAGGCAAAGCCCAACAUCAACCCCGUGACGGGCCGUGUGGAGGAGAAGCUUCCCAACCCCAUGGAAGGGAUGACGGAGGAGCAGAAGGAGCACGAAGCCAUGAAGUUGGUCAAUAUGUUCGACAAGUUGUCCAGGGAGAAGGUGAUCCAGCCCAUGGGCAUCACUCCGAGCGGGAACCUGGCGCCCAUGGAAAACGCCAUCCGCAACAUGGCCGACGAGCGCUCGUCAUCCGACUCGGACCUGGGGCUGGACUGACCCGGCUCCCGCCCCAGCCACGGAGAGCUGGGCUCCAGCCACUCUCCCUCGGGAACUGGUGCUGCACCCAGAGGCUGGCACUGGGCCAGGACUCUCCCUGCGGGAUCCGUAUCCAGCCUGGAUCCCUCACAGCCCACCACACGGAACACCUGCCUCCUUCCCAGCUCCAUAGCCACCUCUCCUUCCAGAGGUCUCCGUGGCCUGGCUCCACCUUGAUCUCUCCUGUCGGCAGCCUUCAGGAUUUCACGCUCCAAAUCGCUUCCGGGACUUUCCAGUAGGAUUUUUUCAUUCAAAUGCGUGCUGUUUGGGAAGAAGGGUCAGGGAGAGGCUCUUCCUGCCGCUCCAUCAGGGUCCGUCGAUCCGCGGAGCCUCCUGCGUGUGCCCAGCCCCACAGUGGGGAGCUGCUCCCUGGGAAUGCUGUGGGAAGGGGGGGUCUGCUGGAGAGGGGUGUGGGCCAUGAAUCACAGCAGCUCCUGGGGAGUGGGAUCUGCAGGUGGUGCAGGAGGCUGUGUCCGAGUGCACCGGUGUCCAUGUGCACCUGGAGCGCGUGGGUGGACAGAGGGAAACUGAGUGAGGCCUUUGGGGAAGCUUCCAGCAUCCCACUGGCCACGGGAGAGAGCGUGUGGGUGGCUGCUGGGAACACUCUGAUGGCCCUUCCCUGGCACUGGGCACUGUCCCUGUCACCAGCCAGCUGGGUUUGGGCGUUCACCUCUCCCCAAAUCCUGCUUUCCAAAGGAAAGGCCAACACCUGUGCUCCAUCCUUCGCUCCUCCUCACUGUCCCCGGGCCUCUCCGUCCCCCGGGGGCUGCUCUCAGGCCUGGUGUAGAUUUGUCUUUGUUUUUACUUCUGCUUUCUUUUGAAAGAAAACCUUCCCGUCCGUCUCAUGUACCCGAGUUCCCAAAUGUCCUGUCACGAGUAGGAAUGCACAAGUGACGCUUGAAUAAAGCCAACCUGACACGUGG
Messenger RNA from Corapipo altera (White-ruffed manakin), 2582 nucleotides. RefSeq names its product RIC8 guanine nucleotide exchange factor A (gene RIC8A). Gene Ontology annotation, biological process: G protein-coupled receptor signaling pathway. Gene Ontology annotation, molecular function: G-protein alpha-subunit binding; guanyl-nucleotide exchange factor activity. Lineage: Eukaryota; Metazoa; Chordata; Aves; Passeriformes; Pipridae. Gene Ontology annotation, cellular component: plasma membrane; cytoplasm. The record is from RefSeq and is a predicted model, not a curated record. Bases 1 to 1620 code for a protein of 539 amino acids. The transcript has 10 exons.